AUGCACACACACCCCUCUACUUUGCCCGCUUCCUCAGACAGCGAUGACGACAGCACCGCUACCCCUCCUCGCGAUACCGUUCUCCCCCCCAAGGAGUACUCUUUCAAACUGCCUACAUGCUGGAGUGACCAGGACCGCCACAGCCUUUUAAAUGUCUCGUUGAAUGGACGGGAACUGUCUUACCAGGGAACUUCAUGUGGGGACAAAGACGCUGCAGCUGCAAGGACUAUUCAUCCAAUCCCACCUGCCUGUGGAAUAUACUACUAUGAGGUUGAAAUACUCGGUAAGGAGCAUAAAAGUCACAUCAGCAUAGGGCUUGCAGGACAUGGCGUGAAGUUCUCCCGACUCCCAGGCUGGGAACCCAAUUCAUGGGGAUACCACGGGGAUGAUGGGUGCUCUUUCGCUGCCGAGAAAAACGGAACAUCGUAUGGUCCGACUUACGCUGGUGAUAUUAUUGGAUGUGGGAUAGAUUUCACGACCCGUCGUGCUUUUUUUACCAAGAACGGGUCGUUUAUUGGCGCUGUCUUUGAGAAUGUUGGUAAAGACAUAGACCUCUAUCCGUCAGUGGGGCUUCAGCAUGCAGGAGAGAUCAUUCGUGUUAAUUUUGGCCACGAACCUUUCAAGUUUGAUAUCGACUCUCACGUACAGCAACAAAGAAGUGCAGUUUGGAACAACAUUCUGGCUACGCCCAUCGAUCCUUCAGUCUUGGAGGGCCGAAGUAUGUCCACCACAGGGAAGACCACUCUCUCUGACGAGCAGUCGAAGGGGGUACUGAACAAGCUCGUUCUGACAUAUCUGGUGCAUCAUGGCUACGCAAAGACGGUGAGGGCUUUCCAGAAACAACAGCCUGACGUUUUGGCUGCGAAAGACCCCGAUAUCGUGAUGGACGAUACCGUCGCCGAAACCGGGGGCAUGGAUGAAGAUAUUAAGUGUCGGACUAGGAUAGUCAAUUCUGUCAUAACCGGCGACAUCGACUCUGCCAUUGCGGAAACCAAGAAGCAUCACCCAGUAGUCCUCGAAUCAGAGAACCACUUGAUGUUAUUCAAACUACGUUGCAGAAAAUUCGUGGAGCUUAUUCUAGAGACGACAGAAAUGAAGAAGAGGAUAAAAAGCUUGAAGGAGACGCGAGCGGAGAAGCGUCAUUACGAUGAAAUCGGCAACGGUAAUGGCGAGUUUUGGAUGGACGAAGAAAUGGGCAUGGAUGUAGAUGACGACGCCGUGGGGCUAAUGUCCACUUCUCCCACAACGAUCCCAUACAACACUCAACCCUUGCGAAAUGGCCGAGAAAAGGCUGUGUCACCUGAUGGCGAAGCAAAGGACUUGUCGUCUGUAGAUGCCGCUGCACAAUACGAGAUGGCCUUGAACACGGCGAUUGCUUAUGGGCAAGAGUUGUCAAACGACUACAAGUCAGACACGAGGCCAGAGGUGCGACAAUUAUUCAAGCAAACAUUUGGUAUUGUCGCCUGGGAGGAUCCACUAGAAGCAGGAGGUAGCGUGGCGAGCGUCGUCAGUUAUGAAGCCAGGGUUAAUCUGGCAAAUGAGCUCAAUCAAGCUAUUCUCAAGUCCCAAGGGAGGCCAACUCGUCCCGCAUUGGAGAUGCUUUACCGACAAACCGCUGCAUGUCUACUGCAGCUGGGUACAAUGGGUGUCGGCGAAGCUGCCUUUGCAGACAUAUCUCGAGAAAUUCUCGAGUCAUGA
Laccaria bicolor S238N-H82 is the source of this 1698-nucleotide messenger RNA. RefSeq lists its product as uncharacterized. Gene Ontology annotation, biological process: cytoskeleton organization; cell surface receptor signaling pathway. Lineage: Eukaryota; Fungi; Basidiomycota; Agaricomycetes; Agaricales; Hydnangiaceae. The transcript is spliced from 7 exons. The coding region runs from base 1 to 1698 and encodes 565 amino acids. Gene Ontology annotation, cellular component: cytoplasm. Gene Ontology annotation, molecular function: protein binding. The record is from RefSeq and is a predicted model, not a curated record.